AUGAAUCAGUAUGAUCAAUGGAAUCGUAGAAUUCGGACAAUAUGGUACUGUAGUAGUCUGUAUGUAGAAUAUAAGAACGCUUUGAGGAAAUCAAAAAAAAUGCCAGUGGAGAAAAAAAAUGAAUACUGGGAAAAGAAACAUGAAGAGUUUGCUACAAAGAUGUUAAAUAAUAUAUAUGAAUUAAGAGGUAAGGAAUAUUAUUAUAAAAGUAACAUUUAUGAAAUGUUUGAAUACAUCGAUAAGGAACCACUAGCUAGCGCUUCUAUUGGACAAGUACACAAAGCGAAAUUAAAAAAAUAUGAUAAACAUAUAUGCGAUAUAGACAGUAGAAAACAUAAGGAUUAUAAUGUAAUAAUAAAAAUUCAGCAUGAAGGAAUAGAUCAGUUUUUGUCAUCAGAUAUAAGUACUUUAAAAAAAGUGUCUUGGGCAUUUGGACUAAUAGAUAAGAAUUUUUAUUUUACAGAUUUUAUAGAUGAAUGGCAAGAUUCUGCUUCUCGAGAAUUAAAUUAUAAAUAUGAAUUAUAUCAUCAAUUGCUAGCUUAUAACAGUUUUAAAAAAUCAGGUAUCCCUGUAAAAAUACCUAAAAUUUAUUGUGCUCAUACAACUUCUAAGGUAUUGGUUAUGGAAUAUAUUAAAGGCUUUAAAAUAACUGAUACUGAAUUACUUAAAAAAUAUAAUGUAGAUACAUAUAAAAUGGUCUAUAAAAUUAUUGACUAUUUUGCUUAUCAAAUACAUAAUGAUGGUUUUUUUCAUGGGGACCCACAUCCGGGAAAUAUAUUAGUCAUGAUGGAAGAAAAGAAAAAAAGGAAAAAAAAGAAAAAAAAGUAUAAUAAAGAUAAAAUAAAUAACUCGAAAAUGAAAAAUGAAAAUGUAUAUAUGAACAAGAGAAAAAAAAAUCAUAAAAAAAGUAAUAGGAAUUCUAAGAAAAAGUUAAGUUGUAAAAAAAAAAAAAAACUAGAAAUAAAUAAAGAAAGAGAAAAAGCAGAAGAAAAGAAAGAAAAUAUGUAUAAUAAUAAUGAUAUAAAUUAUUGUGAAAAUAAAAAUGAACAUAUUAUAACAAACAAUCCAAAAUUACAAAAUAAUAGUAGUGAUAUGAAAAAUAUAAUAAAAUUUACAAGUUAUUCUAAAAGCCUAUCUUCAUCUAAUGCUUCAUUGAUGGAUCAUUUUGUGGAUUCAAGAUAUAAUAUUGAUAAAAUGAGAGCACCUACUAAUUUUUCGAAUCCUUUUCAUAAAUCUUUUAGUUUUGUUGAUUAUUCACUUAAUCAAGAUGUAGAUUCGGAUAAAAUGAAUCAAGAAGAUUAUGAAUAUAUUUUGAAGGAAAAUAUGAGUGAUGGUUUAGAUAAUAUGAAAAAUUGUUUAUCUAGAUCCCAUGAAUAUAUUUCAUGCGAUCAAUCAAGAAGUGGAGUAACAUCUAUUGCGACAAGUAGGAAAACCCAAAAUAGGGAUUCUAACAAAGCUAGUGAAAAUAGUAUUAUGGAAUCUCGAGAAACAACUAUGUUUUCUUUUGUUAACAAUAUGGAGGAGUUAGUCAAGAUGAAGUCGGAGACAAAAAUAGAUUCACAAGUUAAAGGAUAUGAUAAAAAAGUGGUUAAAGGUAGUAAAGGUGACAAUAAAAAUGACCACAAUAAUGAUAAUAAUAAUGACAAUAUUAAUAAUAAUGACAAUAAUAUUAAUAAUAAUAUUAAUAAUAAUAUUAAUAAUAAUAAUAAUAAUAAUAAUAAUAAUAAUAAUAAUGAUAACAAUAUUUCUAAUGGUGAGAAAGAGAAAAACAAAAGUGGUCCGAUAUACAAAUCAAAAUUCCAAGCAGCAGAUUUAAAAAAAAGAAAAAAUGCAAAAUAUAAUUUUGUACCUGUUAUUAUUGACUGGGGUUUAAUCAAACAAUUAGAUAGCGUAAUGAAAUUCGCCUUUUGUAAAUUAGUUUAUAAUAUUAGCUGUAUGAAUGUAUUAAAUAUUAUAGAAGCGUUUGAAGAUAUGGGUUUCUGCUUUAAAGAAGAUUUUACCUACGAUCCUGAAAUAUAUAUUGAGAAUUUGAAAACUUAUUUUUUAAGCAAAUUAGAAGAAUCUAAAAGUAAAGGUAAUGAAGGAGAAAAGGAAUUUGGUGGUGUUAAUACUGUUGAUGAAACAAGUAAGAGUAAUAAGAAUAUGGAAAUAUUAAAAAAUAUUGAAAAAAAAGAUGUUAUGGAUAAAAAUCCGAUAAGUGAUGUACCUAAAGAUAUUAUAUUUUUUAUGAGAGUUGCAUCUUUAUUACAUGGAUUAUGUACACAAUUAAAUGUAAAAAUUAAUUAUUUAAAUAUCUUUUCAAGAAGAGCUAAAGAAGCUUUAGAAAAAAUAUAUAUACCAAUAAAUAAUAGUAUACACACAAUACCAAUAGAUAAAUAUCCAAAUACAUUUGUAGAAAAAAGAAUUCAUCAAUUUAUAAAAACAUUAUAUGAAAAAAAAAAAAUACUAGGAUGUCAAGUAGCCAUUAUACAUAAAAAAAAGUUAGUUGUUAAUACAUGUGUAGGAAUUACAAGUACAACAGAUAAAAGACCUAUAACAAAACAUUCUUUAUUUAAUGGAUAUUCAUUAAACAAAAUUAUUUUAAAUAUAGCUCUAUAUCAUCUUAUAUGUAACUCAGUGAAUGAACAAACGUCAGGUGAAAGUAUUUUGCUCGGUAUGGAUAAGAAAAAGGAUAAGCUAGGGGAAAAGAUAAGUCAAAAAAUUCAAGAAAAAAUAAGUGAAAAGAUAAAAAUUAAAUCAAACGCGAAGGAGAAAAAUCAAUUGGAUGAAAAAAUGAAAAUUAAGAUAAACGAAAAGGAUAAGGGUAAAGCUAAGGAAAAGAAUAAAAAUAAUAAUAAGGAAAAAAAUGAUAAGGAAAAAAAUGAUAAGGAAAAAAAUGAUAAGGAAAAAAAUAGUAAUGAAGACAAUAAUAAAGAGGACAAUGAUAAGGAUAACAAUGAUAAGGAUAACAAUGAUAAGGAUAACAAUGAUAAGGAUAACAAUGAUAAGGAUAACAAUAAUAAUGAGGACAAUAAUAAUAAUAAUAAUAAAUUAUUAAACGAAAUGGAUCAAAGUAAACACAAUGCAAAUGAAAAAACAUCCAAUAUGAAAGAUAAUAAUAAACCUUAUGAAGAAGAAGACCUAGAGGAUGAAGUUGCUGAUGAUAAUAAAACAGAUAAUGAAAAUAAUUAUAUUACCGAAAAAUUAAAUGAAUUUAAUAAAAUAGAAAACGAUUAUUUCUCAGUAAAUAUGAAUGAAAAUAUAAUUAAAUGUGAAGAGUUUGGUGAGAGCAAGGAUAUAAGUCCUUUAUCUGUCAAUAGUUUCAUAAGUUUUAAUAGUUAUAAUAGUUAUAAUAAUAAUGUUAGUUGGAUCAGUAGUAUGAGUAGGAAUAGUUACAAAAGUAUGAUUGAAAGGAUAGAAGAUGAUGUGCAAUAUAAAGAAAUUAAUGAUGAUCUACCUAAUAAUAGUAAGCUUAGUCUUAUGAGCGAAUACAAAAAGCAUGAUAAAUAUAAAGGUAGAAAUUAUAUCCAUAAUCACAAUAAUGAUGAUGUACAUCACCAUAAUCAUCAUCAUAAUCAUCACCAUAAUCUUCACCAUAAUCAUCACCAUAAUCAUCACCAUAAUCAUCACCAUAAUCAUCACCAUAAUCAUCACCAUAAUCAUCACCAUCAUGAUAAUAAUAUAAAUAAGAGUAAUAAUGAGACAGAGUCCAAUCCAAAUAAAUCCAUAAAUAUAUAUCCAAAUAUAUCAUAUAACAAAAUGGAUACCUUAAUAAAAAAACAACAAAGUUAUAUUGAUGAGAAAAACUUUAUAAAAAGUAUAGAAAGCAAACAAAUAAGAAAUUUCAAAAAUAUUAUUAACGAUCAUAUUUGUAAUUACUGGGAUGGAUUUAUAUGUAAUAAUAAAAAAAAUAUAACCAUAAAAGAUAUAUUAACUUUAAAGUGUUUUAUUAAGAAGCCUUUUCAUGAUAAAAUAACGUUAAGCAAAUUUAUAGAUUACGAUCAAAUGAUAAAUAUGAUUGAGAACUCUAAACAUUAUAAGACUUCAGAUAAAACGUCGAAAUAUGGAGAGUAUUUAUAUUUAAUCGAUACAUAUAUUAUAUCUGAGUUAAUACAUAAUAUAUCAGGAUUACAUUAUUAUGAGUAUAUAUAUAAAUAUAUAGUGAAACCAUUAAAUUUGACUGAAGAAAUGUUUGUACCCAUACCUUCAGAAUUAUUAAAAAAUCAAAAAUACGAAGAUUCAAAAAAGAAAAAUGUCAACAAUCAAAAUAAUGUAAAUACCACUGGUGGUCUUAGUAAUAAUAAUUUAGAUAAAACAAAAAAAUUUAUAAAGGAUAAAAAGGCAAAUGUUAUAGAUAAAAAAACAAACAUUCUAGAUAAAAAAUCUAUUGUUAUGGAUAAAUGGCCUAACAUGAUGAAGGAUUAUACAACCAGUGCUUUAAAAAAUAAUGAAUACAAAUCAACUUCUUUUAUUGGUGGUAAGAAAUUUAAAAAGUCUAGUACUAUUUCCAACUUUAUAGACGAUAUAAAUGAUGAUAUGAAUUUUUAUAUUAUGAAUGCGGAACUUUUAAAGUUUGAAAAUAUUAAUUUAAAGAAUACCAUAUCUAACAAAAAAAAAUUUGAUAGUAAUCAAAAAGUUUUAUCGAAAAAAAGAAGUAUAAGUGUUGAUGUGUAUUAUUCUAAGAAAAAAAUUAAAGAUGGUAGUAAGAAGGAGAAAAAAAAAAAUAAGGAUAAGAAAGAUCAAAAGGGAAGUAAAACCAAAGUGGAUUUUGAAAAAAGAGACAUCGCAGAGAUGAAGAAAGUAGAUAAGAAUGAAGAAAGAAACCAACCGAAUCAACAGAAAGAUCAUCCAAAUGAACAAAACGAUCAAAUGUAUGAGGACAUAGUUGAAACGUAUGAAGAUAUAAUUGAAACAUAUGAAGACAAAAUAGAACUAAACCAUGAUAAUGAUGAUAGUAACCUAAAGAUGAACGAUGUUUAUCAUGACAUUAUAGAAGAGAAAGAAGACAAUGAAUAUUAUAAUAAUAUUAAGAAGGAAUAUGAAAAUGAAGAGAAUAAUAAUAAAAUUGAAAUAUCAAAAGAUUCUUUAAAUAAGAAGCAAUCUAAUAUAGAAAGUAAAAUGAAUAUUUUAAUAAAUAACGAACUUAUAGAUAAUGAAAAUGCAAGAAAAUUGGAUUCAAGUAAUCUUCUUGAAAGUACCUUAAGGAAUAAAGAAUCCUUUAGUUUUAAAAAUAAAUUUUUGAAUCAUGUAGAUAAUUUAAAAUUAAAAACGAAGAAAAUAAAUGAUUCCAUAAAAAAUAUGUAUGAAAAUAAUGAGAAUAUUUUUUUGAAAAAUUUCUUUCUGUCACCUAAGAAAUGUGAUAAUAUAGAAAAUAACUUAGAUCACAGAAAUGUAGAGGCUAAUUGUGUAGAUAAUAAUAUGUGUGAAAGUAAUAGUUUGAAUAAUAGUUGUUACAAUAAUAGUUUUUAUAAUAGUUUUUAUAAUAGUCAUAGUAAUAGUAAAAAUAGUAGUAAAAUAAGAAACUACAAUAAUAUGGAUAAUGUAAAUAAUAAUGUUAAUAGUGAUAAUAUAAAUUAUAGUCCCAAUGAUAAUAAAAAGAAAAAUAGUUAUAAUAAUAAUAAUAAUAAUAAUAGUAAUAACAAUAUUAUUGUUAGUUGUAGCCCUUAUGUUUAUAAUUACAACAAUAAAUAUACAUUAAAAGAAAAUUAUGAUAAAAAAUUUAAUAUGAACAAAUUUAAUAAAGUAAUGUUAUCUAAUCCAAAAGCAACAGUUCAUAAGAAUAAAAAAGAUAAUUUAUUUUUAUUUGAGGAAAGAGGUAAGAGAUCACAUAGUUAUAGUGACUGUAGAAAUGAAUCACAUCAUGUAAUGAAAAAUUCUUAUAUGGAGAAUAUUAACAAUAUAAAUAAUUAUAGUAAUAGUAGUAUGAAUUACUUAAACUAUUAUAUUAGUAAUAAGAAAAGUGUAAAUUAUAUGAAUGCCAAUGGGGUGGUCAUAAAAUAUGAUGAUGAUAAUAAUAAUGUAAAUAAUGUAAAUAAUGUAAAUAAUAUGAAUAAUAUAAAUAACAAUGAAAGUAAUAAUACUAACAAAAUGAGCUUUUUUACAAACACUAUCUUGAAUACUUUUCAAGAUAAAAAUAAUAAGACAAAAAAGAAAAAAGAAGUGAAAUGUUUAAGUAAUGAAGAUAAAUAUUUUUAUAAUUUAGAAGAAAGAAGAAAAUAUUAUAAAUAUAAUUUUGAUAAAAAUAUCAGAAAAUUAUUUAACAAUGUAGAUACAAAAACGAGUGGUGAAGAAUCAGCAAAUAGUCUAUUGAAAGAAAAAUAUAAUAAAUAUCAUAAGAGAAAUAAGAAAUAUAAAAAACUCUUCGAAUAUAUCAAACAGUUAAAAGAUCAUAUAAAAAAAAAAAGCGAUCAUAUUAGAGAGGCAAAUGAAGCAUUUAUAAGAAGUAUAAAACAAAAGCAAGAGGACGAAAAUAAAAAAAAAGAAGAGAAUAAAACAACUGAUGAGGGUAAAACAAUUGAUGAGGGUAAAACAAUUGAUGAGGGUAAAACAAUUGAUGAGGGUAAAACAAUUGAUGAAGGUAAAACAAUUGAUGAGAUUAAAACAAUUGAUGAGGUUAAAACAAUUGAUGAGGUUAAAACAAUUGAAGAGGGUAAAACAAUUGAAGAGGGUAAAACAACUGAUGAGGGCAAAACAAUUGAAGAGGGUAAAACAGUUCAAGAGGGUAAAACAAUUCAAGAGGGUAAAACAUUUCAAGAGGGUAGAACAAUUGAAGAGUGCAAAAUCAUUGGAGAUAAUAAAAAGGGUGGUGAAGAUUACAAUAAAAAUGAAGAGAAUAAAUCUAAAGAGGAAAAAACACGAAACGAUGACAAAUACGAAUUUGUUCAAGAUACCGAAGAGCUCAUAAAAAAGGUUACGAAAAAAGAUCAAGAGUUGUUGAAAAAAUUAAUAGAAUAUAAAUACCAAAUAUUAAAAAAACAAAAUAAUAACCUUAUGAAAAAAAAAAAUAAACAGAAUAUAUAUAUGAACGAUUAUUCAGAUAAUAUAGAAAUGUUUAGUGAUACUGAAACAGAUUCUACUGAUUAUUAUGAUGAAGAUGAUGUAGAUUAUGAUGAACAUAUGGUUGAAUAUAAUAAUUAUCAUGAUGAAAGAAAUCAGAAUACAAAAGAGUAUAUAUUUUAUGAUAAGAAAAGAACCAGAAGAGAACUAAAAGAAUUACGACGUUUUAAUGAAAGGAAAAAAAGGUUAGAAACAUAUUUAAUUAUGAAUAAGUUAUAUAAUCAAAAUAAAAAAGGAGUGAUUUCAAAAGAAUAUCAUACAAUUAAUAAAAAAACGGAUGUAUAUUGGAGACUAGCUUUUGCAAGAAGAAACAUUAAUGUAUUAGAAAACGUAACACAAGAGGAUGUGAAUAAUCAAUUAGAAAUGUUAAAGUCUAAUGGCAAAGUACAAAAAAAGGGAGGAGGAAAUAAUAAGGAAAAUGAAAAUGAGGAAAAAAAUAAAAAUAAUAAAAAUAAUUAUAUUAAUAAUAUAAAGAAUGAUCAAGAGAAAUCAUUAAAUGAUAAUAAAAAUUUUGAUAACAAACUUAAAAUGUAUGUAGAUAAUUUUAAUAUUAAACAAUAUAAUAAAUAUAUAUCAUUAUUCCAAUUAAUGCAAUCUAAACCAUAUAUUUUAGAUCCGUUAAUUUAUGAUUCUAAAAAAAUUUUGGAUAAAUUUAUACCAAUCAAUGGUAGAUUUACAGCAAAAGCAUUAUGUAAAUUAUUAGCAUUUGUGAAUAACGAAUUUUUUUUUCCAUCUUAUAUUAUUAAUAAAAUAAGAAAGAAAUAUACUAUUGAUAAAAGUGUAGAGGCAUUGAUUUUAACAGGAGCUAUGAGUAGAAUAUGGGGUAUGGGUUUUCAACUCUUUGAAUGUGAAUAUAAUGCUAAUAUUAAUGAUGAAUUUAAUUUAUAUAAAAAAAAAAAUAAAUAUAAAAGAAAAAAUAUAGAAUCUAGAAAAAAAAAAAAAAUAAAUAAAAAAAAUAAAAUUGUUGGAUAUGGACAAUCCGAUUUUUCAGGAUGUUUGGCUAUAUCAUUUCCAGAAAUUGAUUUAUCUAUCACAAUACUUUUAUCUGACGUUUUUAAAGGAGCAGAUGUGUGUCAUCUCUUAUUAGAAUUUAUAUUAAAACUAUACGGAUUGAAACCUCAAUGGAAAGUGCCUGUCAAAAUGUCUGAACUUGUCAAAGUUUUUUAA
Molecule: messenger RNA, 8202 nt
Organism: Plasmodium reichenowi
Lineage: Eukaryota; Apicomplexa; Aconoidasida; Haemosporida; Plasmodiidae
Product: atypical protein kinase, ABC-1 family, putative
Exons: 5
Coding region: 1-8202 (2733 amino acids)
Source: RefSeq, a predicted model, not a curated record